This is a messenger RNA of Carlito syrichta (Philippine tarsier), 2925 nucleotides long. Its product is annotated as zinc finger FYVE domain-containing protein 16-like. The transcript has 4 exons. Gene Ontology annotation, biological process: endosomal transport; protein targeting to lysosome. The record is from RefSeq and is a predicted model, not a curated record. NCBI's taxonomy places the organism in Eukaryota, Metazoa, Chordata, Mammalia, Primates, Tarsiidae. Bases 158 to 2596 code for a protein of 812 amino acids. Gene Ontology annotation, molecular function: metal ion binding. Gene Ontology annotation, cellular component: early endosome membrane.
GGGCUGGGAAACCAGCCGGAGCCGGCGUCUCGUCCUCCCUCGUCCCGCCGGGGUCGUUCUUCACGCCUCAGCGCGGCGUCGCGUCAAGUCCCCGAGCUCUCCGCAGGGGCGUGGGGAGGCAUACAAUAAUUAAAUUCUGAGUAAGUCUACAAGUAGGAUGGACAGUUACUUUAAAGCUGCUGUCAGUGACUUGGACAAACUCCUUGAUGAUUUUGAGCAGAACCCAGAUGAACAAGAUUAUCUCCAAGAUGCACAAAAUGCAUAUGAUUCUAACCACUGCUCAGUUUCUUCAGAGUUGACUUCCUCACAGCUAACUUCACUGCUACCAAAGGACCAACAAUGCAUCAAUAGUUGUGCCUCAUCAGAAACAUGCUAUGAAAUAAGUGAGAGUUCCCAAAAUGAAAAAACAUUUGAGGCACUAACUUCUAUACAAAAUGAAAAAAAUGUAGCAGGGCUUGAUCUCCUUUCUUCUGUGGAUGGUGGUACUUCAGAUGAAACACAGCCUUUAUAUAUGGGACGGUGUAGUAAACCUGUCUGUGAUCUGAUAAGUGACAUGGGUAACUUAGUUCAUGCAACUGAUAGUGAAGAAGAUAUUAAAAAAUUACUGCCAGAUGAUUUUAAGUCUCAUGCAGAUUCUUUGAUUGGAUUGGAUUUAUCUUUAGUGUCAGAUACUCUCUGUGUCUCUUCAGCAGACCGUGGUAGUGAUACAGUCAGAGAACAACAGAAUGAUGUCAACUCUGAAUUACAAAAUAGAGAAAUCAGUGGAACCAAAGAAUUGGGCAUAAAAGUACAUACAACACUUUCAGAUUCUUCUAAUUAUAGUGGAACAGAAAAUUUGAAGGAUAAAAAGAACUCUUACCAAUUGGAACCAGUUGAUUUUAACAUAUCAUCUGCUUUAACUCAACAAAGUUCCAAAAUGUUUGAUACCAAAGACAACCUACAACACAAGAGCCAGACAUGUGAACUAUUAAAAGAUGGUGGCUGUUUGGUAAAAGAGGAGGGAGAUGUGGCAGUCAUAACCACCACACAAUGUUUAAAAGAAGGGGGCAGCAUAAGUGCUUUGCUUUGCAGUCUUCCAAAAAAUGAAGGUUUAUGCGUAAAUGAUUUAAAUUCAAGAGAUAAAAAUUCCAAAUUAUAUGACUUUUCCUUUCAGGAAGAUAAGACUGCUGUAUUUAUAAAACAAUCUGCAAAAGAAGACUUAAAAAAUAUAGACCUUAAAGAUAAUAAUGAUGUAAUCCAAGAGUCCUCUUCAGCAUUGCAUGUUUCAGAUGAAGAGGCACAGUCCUCAGUAUCCUCCUGUCUUCCAGUAUCUGGGUCUUUGUGUGGAUCAUUAAUGGAAAGUAAAGCACAUGGUGAUAUUUUACCUCAGAAUGAAAAUAAAAAUAAUAUACAAGAUGCAGUGACUACGCAUGGAAAAAUGCAGAAGUGUGUUAUUCUAGAUGGGGAACCAUUCAAGGAGAUUGAUCUUUUGAAACCGGAAAAAUGUAAAAACAUACUUAUUCAGCCAUUCAUUGAAAAGACAGAAGAUCGAAAGGUAGAUCCUCACCAGACAGUAAUUAGAGUUGAAUCUUUGGAUCACCCUGAUGACACUAGUUCUUCUACAGUUGUGGAAUCUCAAGAGGAAGUCUCUGGCACUGAUGUCCUAGAGUCUUCUGAUUGUUGCAAAGGUCUUACUUUUUCAAGCAAUGAUUUGGAUGGGCAAGACUUAGGUUACUUUAAUAUUGAUGAAGGCAUGAAAAGUGGCACACUAAUUAGUGAUGCUGAACUUGAUGCCUUUCUGACGGAACAGUAUCUUCAGACCACUAAUGUAAAGUCCUUUGAAGAAAAUGUAAAUGACUCAAAAUCUCAAAUGAAUCAGAUAGAUAUGAAAGGCUUAGAUGAAAACAUCAAUAAUGUAUAUGAAGAAGUAGGAGCUACUGGAAAUAGUUGUGAUAUUAAUAUGAUUUGUGAAACAGUCGAUAAACAAAAUACAGUGGAAGAUGGCCCUUCUUUAGGGGAAAAAAGCACAAUUCCAAUUGAUCAUGGAUUAGCUACCAGUAAGUCUGAGAUUGCAAAUGAAUUAUUAGUCUCUGAUAUUAACAGUCAAUCUGUUCAUGUUGGAGGGGCCAGACCUAAGCAGUUGUUUAGCCUUCCAUCAAAAACAAGGAGUUCAAAGGACCUGAAUAAACCUGAUGUUCCAAAUGUGCCAGAAAGUGAACCCAGCAUGGCAAACACCACUGCUCCGACCACUUGUACUAUGGAUUCUACAACUGAUCCUCAGGUUAACUUCAACUCUAAUUAUAUUGAUUUAGAAAGUAAUUUUGAAGGUGGAUCCAGUUUUGUAACUGCAAACAAGGAUUCUCUACCUGAAAACACUUGCAAAGAGGGCUUAGUUUUGGGCCAAAAGCAACCUACUUGGGUUCCUGAUUCAGAAGCUCCAAACUGUAUGAAUUGCCGAGUCAAAUUCACUUUUACAAAACGACGACACCACUGCCGGGCAUGUGGCAAAGUAUUUUGUGGUGUCUGUUGUAAUAGGAAGUGUAAACUACAAUAUCUAGAAAAAGAAGCAAGAGUAUGUAUAGUCUGCUAUGAGACUAUUAGUAAAGGUGAGUAUUAACCAGAUGCAUUUUCUUUCAGUAAUUAAAUAUAUCUUAAAAACAGUUGGAUUGUGAUGAAGAUAAACUUCUUUAUUUUCUUAAGGCAAGAACCUAGUGUUGACUUAUCUGGCUUAGGUGGGACACCCCAAGGCUUGAUUUCUCUUCUUUUUGUUCCACUCUCACAAUUAAUACUACCAAUGUGGAAAGGAAACAUUCAAUUUCUGGAGUGACAAUUCAUUAACUUUUAACAGGUACCAAGUCCCUAAAUGCUGCAUUUCAUUUGCCUAUUUGUUUUUGUCAUCAUUAUUGUCAUUUUCAUCAUCUUAAUCUAAACAUUUAUAGAUACCUA